This is a messenger RNA of Stylophora pistillata, 3730 nucleotides long. Its product is annotated as proton-coupled folate transporter. Gene Ontology annotation, molecular function: transmembrane transporter activity. The record is from RefSeq and is a predicted model, not a curated record. Lineage: Eukaryota; Metazoa; Cnidaria; Anthozoa; Scleractinia; Pocilloporidae. Gene Ontology annotation, cellular component: plasma membrane. Gene Ontology annotation, biological process: transmembrane transport.
CAUGUUUCACAUACGUCAAAAAGUAGAAAUAAUGUUUUUCAAAAGAAUCUGGUAAACAACUUUAAGGUUCAUGUAUCACUAAAAGAAAAAAAUUAACAGUUCAGAGAGUUUAACUUCAUAUUUUCAUUGGUCAUGAAAAUUUGAAACACUUUAUCCCAUAUCAGACAAUGACCCUUUCCCCCCUGUUAAGGUGUUAUAUUUUGUCCAACUUAAAGAAAAUGUUGUGAAAGCUGACAAAAAUCAGUGAAAAUGCUUCAGGAAAAUUUCACCAAUUUUCAAUACACACCCUUUGGAAAAUCAUUUCCAAUUGCUUGGAAACUCUUCACAUCUGACAGUUGCUAAAACGGUGACAUUAGACACAAUUUGCUUAAGAUUUUCAUUAGGGAGGGAUAGGGCUGGCAGUUGAGGAACCCAUACUUCCCUUACUCAAGGUUAUUAUACUUAUGUAUUCUCUUGGUAGUGUCAUCUGAUCAUCAAGGUGAGAGUUGUCCUGAAAAGGAUGUUUUUGGAAGCAGUGACUGAUAUUUCAAAAGCCUGACUCUGAUGGCAACUUCAGCUCAAGGCUAACUGUUACUAGUGGAGUCACACCACUUUCUGCAUUAUCUAAUCUUUAGACACAUUUUUUAUCUUUCUUCUAUCUGAACAUGUUGUUGAUUUUCAUUUAAAGUUAUCAUUUUUACAGGUUAAGUGACUAAACUGCUGUAAGUGAUAAAAUGGUAAGGUAUUGGCCUGUUAUAGAACUUCUUACAUUUCUAAACUUUUUUGGAACAACUCUGUUGGAGAUUAUUGCUCAAAAGCAUAUCUACAACAGUACAGUGAAAGAUCAUGCAGACUUUGAGCAACUCAAUUGUUGUGAAACAUCAGAUGAUGCUUCUUACGGUAGUGUGAAAGACCCUGGUCUCAUUUCAGCUGCUACUGAACAUUGGUUACUUUACAAAAAUUUGGCAUCCCUUUUGGUUGCAAUACCAUCAACAAUACUUCUGGGAAUCUGGAGUGAGGCUGAAGGACGCAAAAAUGUAUUGGUUGCUACCUUGAUCGGCAUUGCCUUGCGUGCAGCCUUGUUUACCAUUAUUAUAAAAUUUAAAGCACCACUGUACUUUUUUGCGAUUGCCAGUCUAAUAACGAGUGCUGUGGGAUACAACACCAGCUUCAUGGCUUCAUGCAUGGCGUACAUGGCUGACAUUACAAGUAGUGGACAAAGAACUUUAAAAAUUGUAUUCAUAGACUGUGUUGCAGGUAUUGGAAUUGGCUUGGCUUCUUUUAUCAGUGGGUUCUAUUUGGAAAGUGAAUUUUUCAAUAAUUUCCUCUGGCUUAUCAUGGCUAUCAUGAUUUUUAACAUUUUCUGUGUAGUCUUCUCACUGGAAACAAAUGUUUUCAUCCAUGAACUUAUUCCAAUCUGCAAAUGCAGUUACUUUGUGGGCAUGUGGAAAAUUUUCAGUCAUGAUCCAGGAAAUGGUCGAAGAUGGCGCCUAGUGACAUAUAGCACUGCAUUAUUUAUUGGAGGAAUGGUAUUUUAUGGGACAAAUUAUCUGAUCCUUUUCCAUGCUCAAACAUCUCUUUGUUUUAGCCUGAUACUGAUGGCAUUCUUAUCUGCUUCUCUGGCUCUGCGAUAUAUUGUAAGCCUGGCCUUUGUCAAGUUGUUUCAGACCAUCCUAAAAAUGGCCAAUAGCCUAAUAAUUGAAUCUGGUUUACUGUCCAUUUUCGCUGGUCUUAUCGUGGCAGCAUUUAGCAAAACAAUGCGUGUUUUGUUUAUUGUUCCAGCAUUUCAGUUUUUAGGUGGCAUGCCAUUAUCAGUGAUGAAAGCCAGUUUGUCCAGGCUGGUAGAGCCUCAGGAACAGGGAACAUUGUUUGCAGUUGUCUCAUGUUUGGAGGCUUCAGCAGCCUUUCUUGGAGUCAAUCUAUUCAAUCAAGUCUAUGAUGGUACACACGACAUAUUUGGUGGCCUGCCCUUUUUGAUAGGGGCCAUGUUACUGAUUGUUCCAGGCUGUCUUGUUGGAUUUUUGCACAAAAAUGAAGACGCUACUUCAAGAUAUUUGUUUUUUCCAGAGGAAUCAGAGUGUGACUUUGGUCAACAGUGCACAAUCAGUGUCCGGUCGAAAUCUGCUCCAAAAAUUGUCAGUGUUCCUGUGGUGCCUCAUGAGGACUUUAUUGUUGUGCAUCAUCAGAAUGAAUGUGAGACCAGCAAUCAGGCAACUAAUGGUUGCCUAAUGCCUGUGUAAACUGUUGCAAAUGUUAAACUCUUUAUAUAUAUAGGACUUCAAAUAAACGGCUACUUUCAAGAACACAACAGAUUUAAUUGCUCAUAACAACAACUACAGUACUACAAAGUUGCCAUCUUAGCCAUAUUUUCUCUCUCUCUCUCUCUCUCUCUCUCUCUCUCUCUCUCUCUCUCUCUCUCUCUCUCUCUCUCUCUGUUACAUGUGCACUUUACAGUUGUUACCAGUCCUUACUCAUACAAAACUUAUUUCUUUUUUUUUGAGUGACAUUAUUUGUUGUUUACCCAAUAACUAGAGCCUUUAACAAUUGGUUUUGGAAAGUUGUCUUAAGUUUGCAGAUGGUGAAGAGGUCAUCUACCUUAUAAACUGUCACAAUAAACUUGAUUAUAGUUAUCUAGUGUUCUCCAGAAGCACCAACAGGUGGUAUUUUUACUCGCUACUUUUUUUCUGAAGAGCUGGCUUUCUCAGUUAGACAAAACAGUAAAGUACCUGUCUUGACUUUAAAUAAAUUUUAACCCUUGCUUAUUUUGGUAUAUAAUAAAAAGAUUGAUUGAAAGUGGAAAGAUCUGAACAAGUAAAGGCAAAGGAGAACAUGCUAGAGGAAUAGGUACUUGUGUUCUUUGGGGAUUCACUUCUUUCCUGCUGGUAAUUUUUUAUUGCUAGUUACUAUAAAAAAUUUGUGGAGAACACUGGCUACCAUUAUAGUUAUCAUUAUUGUAAUUGUAGUUGUUAUCAACUCUGUUAUUAUAAUAAUUAUAAUUAUCAUUACUAGUUUUCUUAUACUAGUCAUAUUAUUAAAUCACUUGUAAUAUUUUAUAAAUACAGUCAAAUCUCGAUUAUCCAGAUUUUUUUUAUUAUCCAGUCUUGAUUCUCAGGUCCCGUAAUCUAGGAUCAUUUACAUUCAUAUUUUCAAUUAUCCAGACUCUUGAUUAUAGGGACUAUCAAGCCCAGUCCCCACAAAUCCACGUAAUUGAGGUUUGACCAUACAGUAUUUCAAACUUUUGAUAUGAUAUAUUCUUUCUUUGGAGUGCAUGUUGUGAGUAAUUAUUACAUAGAAAACAAAGUCAUUUUGUAUUCCGCAUGGUGAGAGAAUCAAUAUUUAUUAAGUGCUUAAAUCUAACAUUUACCAGAAUCCAAAUCAGGAAUGAACUGAAUCGGACUUCUUGAAUUAAUGGUUUGAGCAAAAAAUGCUAAUCAGGAGAAAAUAUAGUUUUAUGCUACGUACAUCACAACUAAAAACUGUGUGUUUUGUGUUACACUGAAAUGCUGUUUGAGCCUGGAAUGUUUUACAAGUUCUAAUCUCUUGAUGACUUUCCAGCGUGAAACGUUUUUAAGACCCUUUACAUCCUAACUUUAAUCAGUAUGCAUAUUCUCCAUACUGUUCUCUAUACAUUUCUAACCCUUUGACUCACAGAAGUGAUAAACAAGCAACUUUUCCCUACAAUAUCCAUACAAUAUCCAGCAAACAGGUAUUGAGAAUAUACUGACUUAUCACCUAGACUAAAGGCUGAUAG